Wasmannia auropunctata (little fire ant) is the source of this 4672-nucleotide messenger RNA. It is a transcript of the gene RasGAP1, whose product is annotated as ras GTPase-activating protein 3. The record is from RefSeq and is a predicted model, not a curated record. The coding region runs from base 477 to 3395 and encodes 972 amino acids. Lineage: Eukaryota; Metazoa; Arthropoda; Insecta; Hymenoptera; Formicidae. The transcript is spliced from 15 exons. Gene Ontology annotation, biological process: regulation of GTPase activity; intracellular signal transduction.
UAUCGUUUAAAAGAGUAUCUCGCGUGUGAAUACAGUGUGUACGGAUGGAUAUAUACACGGAAUGGAAUACAGUGAUGGAAUGCAGUGAAGGAAUACACAGUGAUGGAAUGCAGUGAAGGAAUACAGUGACGGAAUACAGUGAAGGAAUACAGUAAUGGAAUACAGUGUGAUGCAGUGUGUUUUGUAUACGUGUGGAUUACGAGCUGUGCUUUGUGUGAUGCGUCGGAGUAUCCGGCGAUCCGGAGCUGUUGUGCUCCGUGGAGCAUCGACCAAGGAGCUGCCGUUCUAACCUAGCCGUUCUAGGAUAUUUUGGAUAUUCUGCUCUAAAUACAUCCAGGAAUGCUAGGAUACGUGUGCAAGGAUCAUCGCCAGGAGAAGCAAAGAACCUUCAAAGUCGAAGUCAUGGAUAUCCAGGUACACGAGACGUUUACUGCACCCUAUCACUGGAUCAGGAGGAAAUAUUCAAAACGACAACUAUGGAAAGAACUCUCAACCCGUUUUUUGGAGAGGAGUUUCAAUUUGAAGUACCCAGAAAAUUUCGUUACCUUGGUAUUUAUGUAUACGAUAGAGAUAGACAUUUAAAACAAGAUAAAAUUUUGGGAAAGGUAGCAAUAAAGAAAGAAGAUUUAGCUACAUAUCAUAACAAAGAACAUUGGUUUCCUCUGAAACCGGUCGAUGCUGACUCUGAAGUCCAAGGCAAGGCUCAUUUAGAACUUGCUUUGCAACCUCAAGUCGAACACGCUCAGCCUAAACUUACAGUAAGACUAAUAGAAUGUAGUGAAUUAACCAUUAAAAAUGGUAGCUGUGAUCCCUUUGCAACUGUUACAGUUAUUUAUAGUAAUGGUAAACAAAUAUCAAAACGCACAAAAGUUAAAAAGAAAACAGCAUCUCCACGUUUUAACGAAUCAUUUGUAUUUGAGCCAGAAUUAAUCGAGACCAGAGACAAAGAUGUUUCCCAUUAUUCUAUUGAAGGAGCUGAAGUUGGAGAAGUAGUUGUUGGCUUGUGGCAUGCAUCUCCUGGUAUGGGAGAACAACCGGUGUUUCUUGGUGAAGUCCGAGUUACGUUAAAAGGAUUACAAAAACAACCAACUAGUACAACAACGGCAUGGUAUUUUUUACAGCCUAGAGCAGCAAAACAUCGUCCAAGUAAAAUUUCAAGUAAUUCAAUACCACCUGGUACGUUACCAGGUUUGGGAUCUUUACGUUUGAAAAUUCAUUAUGUAAUCGAUCAUGUUUUCUCGUCUGAAAUGUAUGAUAGACUUAAAAAUCUAUUAUUACAAAGCGUUCAUAUUCAGCCAAUAACGUCAUCGGCUGUUUACAUAUUGGGUGAAAUUGUAGCUAGUAAAAUGGAAGCUGCACAACCAUUAGUUCGAGUAUUGGUGCAUCAGGGACAGUUGGUGCCUGUAAUGCGAGCACUUGCUAGUCAUGAAAUUUCUAAAUUGACAGAUCCAACGACGAUUUUUCGCGGUAAUACGUUAGUGAGCAAGAUGAUGGACGAAGGUAUGAGAUUAGCAGGUCUUCGUUAUUUGCAUAGUACUCUUAGACCUGCGAUGGAACAAGUUUUUCUUGAAAAAAAACCAUGUGAAAUAGAUCCAGCUCGGGUAAAAGAUGGCAAUACAAUAGAGACGAAUUUGACGAAUUUAAAGGAAUAUGUUGAAAGAGUAUUUACAGCUAUAACAACUUCCGGAGUAAGAUGUCCACCUUUAAUGUGUGAAAUGUUCUGGAGUUUGAGAGAGCUCGCUGCAACUCACUUCCCAAAAAACAAGGAAGUGAGAUAUUCGGUGAUAAGUGGAUUUAUCUUUUUACGAUUUUUUGCUCCUGCAAUAUUGGGUCCAAGAUUAUUUGAUAUCACUACUGAACAAAUUGAUUCGCAGACCAAUAGGACAUUAACAUUAAUAUCUAAGACGAUUCAAAGUCUUGGAAAUUUAGUGUCUUGCAGAGGAGGCGCAGGCAGUGUAUGUAAAGAAGAGUACAUGGAAUGUGUAUACAAGGAAUUUUAUACAGAAAAACAUAUACAAGCAGUCAAGCAAUUUCUAGAGUUAAUAUCGACCAGCAGUAAUAGUAGCGGUAUCACAAAGCAGCGUCCAACAAUAUUGCAAGAACAACCAGUGGUACUCAAAGAAGGAAUAUACUUUCUCUUUAUGCAUACUACUGAUUGUAACAAGAGAGUAAUGAUUAAACGAGCACAAGGCAGAAAACGAUUUGGUCGCAAAAAUUUUAAACAGAGAUAUUUUAGACUUACUACGCAUGAUUUGACGUACUCUAAAACCAAAGGUAAAGAACCUUUGUGUAAGAUACCAUUAGAAGAAAUUUUAGCAGUAGAAAGACUUCACGAAGAUUCCUUCAAGAUGAAAAACAUGUUUCAAAUUAUUCAACCACAAAGGGCAUUAUAUGUUCAAGCUGGUAAUUGUGUAGAAGAAAAGGAAUGGAUUGACAUUCUUACAAAAAUAUGUCAAACAAAUAGUAACCGCUUAGAAAAAUAUCAUCCAAGAGUAUACAUGAACGGUCAUUGGCUUUGUUGUCAGGCAGUUGCUGAAGUUGCACCAGGAUGUAAGCAAGUAUCGCCAGACAUAGAGGCUGGACUGCAUAUGGUCUUAGAUCCGGAUCGCGAUUUGCAAAGAAUACAUUCGUUAAUUUUUACAAAUAUGCCGCGUCUUGAGACGUUGAUGAAUGCAUGUGAAUGUCAGGCAGUUUAUGGCGCUAGCGAUAUAUGUGUUAUUCCGGACGGUGGAUCACCUAUAGAAGAUGUACCUUCAUGUUUCAAGACUUUAAACACACUUAGAGAAGCUGCAUAUGCAUUGCAGCGUGAACAUAGAGCCUAUUUUAGAAAACUGGCACGCGACACCAAGUACGGCAGCAAACAGGCUCCCAUCGGUGAUGACAACUACCUCCACUUAGCUAAUAGAGCAGGAUUCGAUAAUCAGUUAACAAAGCGAACGUACGAGUUGGAUGGUCUAAAUCAACGAUCCAUAGAGACGGAACAUUACGAUACGGGAUUCUCUAGAAAAAUUGUCGAGAGUCAAAGAUACGACGAGACAUUUAAAAAGUGUCUUGAUUCUGACUCCAUUAAUCGUAGAUAUGAGGAUGAAAACAAUAGUGAUACUGUCAGGAGUAUCCAAAAUGAUCUCAGAAAAUUCGAUCAUAGUUUAAAUAAUACAUUAAGAUCUGAAAAAUUGGAAAGGAACGUUAAUAAAAAUAUGGGAAGUCAUAAAAGGUUAGACGGCACCAGUCUACUAACGGCAGAUAGUAUUAAUUUAUCAAGUACAUUAUCACGGAAAUUGGGUAAUUAUGAUAAUACUAGAGUGUUGAACGAACACUGUACACUGACAAGACGAUUACAGGACGAUACCUCUGACAUACCUUGUAAUUCGAUGAGUGAGCGUGGCAAUUAUUAAUUUAUGACAUACACAUCUAUGAUGUACAAAUAUAAAUUGUGCACGUUCCUAAAUUUAGAAAAAUUACGAGAGAAUUAUAAAAAAAGGACCGAAAUUUACAUUAGUCAUUACUUUAAAUUAAAAGAAGUGUAGUCUUCUGGCUACCUUUUUUAUCGUUAUAUAUAUUGUACAUAAGAUUGUACGCGUGCGUGCGUGUGUGCGUAUGUGUGUGUGCGUGCGCGUGCUUGUGCGUGUGAUUUCUUUCAUUCUGUAUAAAUUAAUGACUCUGCUGUUGGAGGCAGUUUUUUUUGUCGUGUAUCUACCUUUUAUGACGACAUGUUUUAAUUUAUCUCGUAUCUGGGAAAACUGAAUAAAUACGAGAGAGAGAGAGAGAGAGAGAGAGAGAGAGAGAGAGAGAGAGAGGAGUUGUAACAGAAUAUAAUUUAACAUAUCUUUUGAUUUGUUACCAUGCUGUGCAGAGAACGUAACAUCUUGUCAUCACAGAAAUCUCUACUAUUUAUUGAUUAUUUAUUUAUUAUUUCAUCUCAUUUCAAUAUAUUGAAGAUAUAUGUGCAUAAACAUGACAUUGGCUGUGUUAUUGCACAACUUGUAAUCUCAUUCAUUGAAAAAAUCGAGUUCUCAUUGAUAUAAAACACUCAAUGUUCGUUACGUAAUAUGUAGUAGUUGUUGUAAGCUAUAAAAAAAAUUGUAAUUGAAUACAAUUAUCGCUAUUUUUUAUUCAUGUAUAACUCCAUCAAUUUUGAGCACAAUUCUUUAUGCAUCAAUUAUAAAUACACAAAAAAAUAUAUAAGUGCUUAUUAAUGUUGCAAAUAGAAGUGAUUACAAUUUGGUAGAGUUUAAAAAUUGUUAAAAAAAACUUAAACUUUAUAUCUUUUUGCUGUAGCAUCACUUAUAUAAAUUCAGUCGAGUCGUUAUAUAGAAAGAUGUAAACAAUCUGAUUUAUCUGAUAGUGUAAGCGCUAAAUUUUUUAGAUUUAUCAUGUACAAGAGCCUAAACACGCCUACAUUUUUUUACUGCACUUAUCAUUGUAAAUUCUUUUCUUUUAUUAUAAAACAGUUUGAAUUUACAUUCACUCGAAUCAACGUAUCUCUCAUUAUCGCAAUUCUUAUAUUUCAUUAGUUAUUGUAAUAUAGACUUUUAAAAACGAAAAUGUUGAACGUAUAAAAGAAUAUUAGAUCUGUUAAUUUUUACUAGAAAAAAAAAUGUAAUGAAUGUAACAAAAAGAUCUUGCAAUCUCAAAUUGUUGCUGAAUAUUACUUUAAUAUAUUAAUCCAAAA